Molecule: messenger RNA, 3701 nt
Organism: Gopherus flavomarginatus (Mexican gopher tortoise)
Lineage: Eukaryota; Metazoa; Chordata; Testudines; Testudinidae
Gene: SLC3A2
Product: solute carrier family 3 member 2
Exons: 10
Coding region: 1442-3055 (537 amino acids)
Biological process (GO): amino acid transport; carbohydrate metabolic process
Source: RefSeq, a predicted model, not a curated record
UACUUGGGGAAGAGGCUUGAUUAGCCUGGGGGAGGGAUAAAGGAGUGCAUCUCCCCCAGGAUGCCUUCCCCACCCCCACCCCCUUAGCCAGGGUUGGGGUGGGGGAGUUGGUCACAUAUUCUCAACAGCACAUCAUGGGGCCAUUCAGAGUUUGAGGCUACCUGGGAGGGUCAGAAAACAAGAGGGGCUGCUGCAGCCCCUUCAAGAAGCCCAUAGAGCCCUCCCUGAUAUAUGUAGGGACUGGGAGCCGGCCGGGUUGUGUGGGGCCCGUGUGGCAGCGGUUUCCCACCACGUGACAGAACUGAAACAGGGAACAAUCAAGUGUUUCUUGUGAAUGCCAGGGCUGGAGGGAAGGGGCUGGAUUUCCAGCCUUUGAUUGUGGCUCCGCCCCCCAUGGUGUUCCCAGACUCUGAUCCUAGUCCCCACCAUUUCCUAGCCUUUGAUCUAUCCUUCCCCCUUAGGGUUCCCAACUGUGAUUCCCUCCCCUGCUCCUCGGCUUCCUGGCCUUUGAUGUACAGGGUUCCCAGACACUGAGCUCUGUCCCCUUCCCAUCCCUGUGAGACAGUGUUCUUUCUCAGCAAGAAGGCUUGGCUCCAAGGGACAGACUAAGUCAAGAGUAGGUAUGGAAACUGAGGCACACUGAAGGAAAAGGACUUGUCCAGCCACCUACAGUGAGUCAGUGGAGCUGGGAUUAGACUCCCCAGAAUCCUGCUGCCACUCCCCUGCUCUAACCACUGGAUACCACUCCUGCCAGAGUUGUGGAUAGAAUGCUGGUGGUAAACUGGUGUCCUGACACCCAACCCCACAGCUUUAACCAUUAGACGUUCCUCAUGAGGCUAUUAUCUUCAAGCCAAGGUACGCACACACCCCAUACGGAGCUACCCAGGCCCGAUCAUUCUGUUUAUACCCAGUUGGAAACUCUUCCAUUCUCAUCUCACCCCCAAACUCUCCAUGGAGUGGCAACCCCUUGUUGUCAUCUCUGCUAUCUAUAGGGUGACCAGAUGUCCCGAUUUUAUAGGGACAGUCCUGAUUUUGGGGUCUUUUUCUUAUAUAGAUAGACUCCUAUUACCCCCCACCCCCUGUCCUGUUUUUUCACAUUUGCUGUCUAGUCACCCUAGCCAUCUAGGGCCUUGUCGCAUGUACAGACCCCUCACUCUUUGGGGCACUGCUCUCUCCAGAGGCCUCAAUUUCCCAUAGUCCCUCUCCCCCCAGCUCUGCAACAAGCAGGAUCCUCUCCAUUUCUCCAGGCCAUAGAUCAUGGUAACACGGAGUAAUUAUCUGUUUCCACCUUAAGGCGGCGUGGGACGGGUCUGGGAGGCGGAGUCGGAGGCGGAUCGGGAUAUAUCAGUGCCGGCUGAGGCAGAGCGUAAGUUUCACAGUCAGAGAAAUCAAUCAGGUUCGCUAGGCCCUAGCGAUCCCCGGUGGCUUUUAGCCAGGCAUCAUGAGCCAGGACGCAGAGGUGGACAUGAAGGAGGUGGAGUUGAACGAGAUGGAGCCAGAGAAGCAGCCCAUGGCGGGCUCCCCAGCCUCGGGAUCCCUGGGCGAGAAGAACGGGAUGGUGAAGGUGAAGGUGCCCGAGGAGGAUGGCGAGGUGGAUGCUGGCACCAAGUUCACGGGGCUGUCCAAGGAGGAGCUGCUGCAGGUAGCGGGCACUCCAGGGUGGGUGCGCACCCGCUGGGCCCUGCUCAUCCUCUUCUGGCUGGGUUGGCUGGGCAUGCUGGCGGGGGCCAUCGUCAUCAUCGUCCAGGCUCCUCGCUGCAAGGAGCUUCCUCCCCAGGAGUGGUGGCACAAGGGGGGCAUUUACCGCAUCCAGGCACUGGAGGCCUUCCAGGACUCAGAUGCCGAUGGAGUCGGGGACUUGGCAGGGGUGGAGCAGCACAUUGAUUACCUGAGCUCCCUGAAGGUGAAGGGGCUGGUAAUUGGGCCCAUACAUGUUAACACCCCUGACAAACUGGCCAGCACGGACCUGCGGGAAGUGGACCCCCGUUUCGGCACCAAGGAGACCUUUACCAAGCUGUUGGAGGCCGCCAAGAAGAAGGGUCUCAAGGUUAUCCUGGACAUGACCCCCAAUUACCGUGGCCAGAUGCCCUGGUUCAGCCAGGAGACCCUCCGCAGCAGUGAUUUCCAGUCUAAAAUGAAGGUGGCGCUGGAGUUCUGGCUGGAGUUUGGCGUGGCAGGGAUCCAGAUGGAGGAAGUGGAGAAGCUCAGUGACUCCCAGCUCCUGGUGGAGUGGAAGAACCUCACCAGCCAGUACAGUUCUGAUGGUAAUGCCAGGGUGCUGAUCGCUGGGACGGGCCAACGAGAUUCCUGGCAGAUCUUCUCCUUGCUGAAUGAGACCGAUGCUGACCUCCUGGUCAGCCCAUAUCUGGUGGGGCUGGGGCAGGAGCCCUCUGGGGAGAAGGUGGAAAAUGCAAUCAGAGAGUACAUCCAGGCUUCUGGAGAGAAGUGGCCCAGCUGGAGUGCGGGGGGCCCAAGGACGGGGCACAUGGCCUCUCUUGUGAAGGAGCGGUUGCUGCGGCUCUAUCACAUGCUACUUUUCACACUGCCAGGGACGCCCUUCACCAACUACGGGGAUGAAAUCGGGCUGCAGGAGCUGCCAGGACAGUCCAGCGCACCCCACAUGCUGUGGAAUGAUUCGGCCAAUUUUGGCUUUUCCUCAAAGUCGUUGUCUCAAGGUGUGGGCGGCGGCGGCAUCAGCAUCACUGUGAAGGCACAGAGUGAGGAUCGCUCCUCAUUGCUCUCCCUGUUCCGGCACCUGAGUGAGCUGCGGGGCAAGGAGCGCUCGCUGUUGCAUGGGGAAUUCAUGAUGCUGCCUAGGGUGGUGCCAGAUGUCUGUAUCUACCUGCGCAGCUGGGACCAGAACAAACGCUUCUUGGUGGUCCUCAACUUAGCUGGCAACAGCAGCUCUGUCCCCAUUUCCCACUCUCUCCUGCCUCCUGAGGCCACUGUGGAGCUCAGCACUGACCCCCAGCGCCAGGAGGGGCAGCUGGCCCUGAAGGACCUGACAUUGAAGCCCUCUGAGGGGUUGCUGCUGCAUUUCCCCUAUGUAGCCUAGGGGAGGAGGCCUCGCCUGUGGGCCAGGGCCUCCCAUGUUCCAAGGAGGGGUGUUUGUUCAUGUGAGUCCUACUAACACCCCCAGGGGCAGCACUGAGGCCUUGGGGCAGGAGUGGGAAGCUGCAGCCAUAAGGUAAAGAAGGCCCCUAGGUUCUGUUCUCCUGAGUCCUGGAUGUCUGACCUGAUCUUCUCUUCCCCCCACUACCCUCCCAUGGGGCUGGUGGGGCGUGGGGGGAAGCAGGUGCUCAGUGUGCCCCAAUUCCUGCUAGCCUCACUUCGGCACCAUCCUCAGGGAUGCUAUGGGAGAUCCGGACUGAGGACGGGGCUCUGUGGCAUCUGUUUCCCCAUGGGGGGGGCAGCAUUUAGAUUUAGGGACCAAGGAGUUCAGGCCCCACUGGCUGCAGCUUCACCUUCCCCCUUUGGGUGCCCAGUAUGAUUGGACAGGUGGGGAUGACUGAUCAGGACCAACGGUCUGUCUGUCUCUCUAUCCUCCUCCUCCUUCCUCUCUUCCCCCUCCCCAGGUUGUAGUGGCCAGUGCUGUGUGAAAUGGUGCAGAUGUUUGGGUGGGGGGUGGAUGGCUUUGUGCUGGGCUCCUCCUGCGUGCUGCUGGGAUCAGCAUGGAAAUAAUAAAAGGCUCUGCUUAGUGA